Messenger RNA from Danio rerio (zebrafish), 3960 nucleotides. The record is from RefSeq and is a predicted model, not a curated record. NCBI's taxonomy places the organism in Eukaryota, Metazoa, Chordata, Actinopteri, Cypriniformes, Danionidae.
UAGGGGGCUAAUAAUUCUGACUUCAACUGUACAUGUUUGAUGAAUUCAAACUUGACAAACUGCUUUAUUUGAUAUGAUCCAAUGCAAGAACAUUCAAAUAAAUAUUUUGCAAAUACACCAUAUAUUCAUAUACAAUAGUUGCAUCUUAUAUCAUAUCAUUUUCAUUGUCGUCUGUGUAUAGAGUUGUGCACUCUUGCAUUCUUAACUGUCGCGUAACAUGAGAAACUCAUGAAUGAAUGUAGGGAUGCAAAGUUUCCUUUGCUUGGCUGAGCUGUUGUGGAUGGAAACACACACACACACACCCACCCACACACACACACAUCUACAUUUGUAUAAUUCUGACCUCAAACCCAGAGAGUGGAUGAGCUGAGAAGAACAAGAAUCUGUGAUUAAGUGCAUGUCCUCAGGCUCUGAACCCUCAAAUCCAAGUAUAGACUUUUUAAUUGCACUUUAGCCAUGGCCUAGCUUUAUAUCCAGCCUGCGUUAAAACGUUUUCAUAGUUUGAAAUUGAUUGCGUGGAUGCUCCAGGUCCCAACUGAUCACAAACGAUCACAUAUUUGUUCAAUUUUAAGCUUUAAUUCAUAAUCUGUGUCUGAAUAAAUUGAUGAAUGCUGUUAAGUCAUUAUUAAAUCACUGUUAUUUAUAAUUUGUGGCUGCUUUUCUGUAUUUAUAUAGAGAAUAAAUUGUGUUGUAUAUCAGAGGCUUUUCUUUGUCACUGCGGGUGAUGGAAUGCAAGAACGGCCAUCCAUCCCGCCACCUUCAAUAAUAAAUGAGACACCGCUAUCACUGUGUCAUUCUAAACCUUUCUACUCCACUCCACUGUAUUCUUGUCCAUGGAGGGGAAGAUCUGUGAAUUAUUUAAGCCAAAUCAGUUUAGAGAGACUCAGCUGCCUCUUUCUCUCAUUGAGCCUGUGGACUUUGGUCGUAAUUGUAAGCAUAGAGCGGUUGGUUCAUAUUUAUUGUACAUUUCUAACUUUUUAUUUAUUUUGGAGACAGCUGUUGGGCUUUUUUACAACUUGGUUAAGGCACUGGACGUGAGAGUCAUGGCAUCAUGGUCCACAGAGUAUUAGGGGUACCUUAUAUCUGGCUGACUGUUUUAUUUCUACCCCUCCUCCUUCAAGGCGUAGAGAUCUUGGACCCAGGACAAGUGGUAUACACUGAGACCAAGACCAAUGGUGUGGUGGGACGUGGAGUGAUUCUGGAGUGUGGCCCCACGUUACCUGAUGUCUACAUCUGGGGGUUUACCCAGCCGGGGACAGACACCAUCCGUGCUGUGGUGUACAACUUUGGGAAGGGUCCCAAGAUACAGAAGUUAGCCAAUGAAUUGGGUGAAUUGACAGUAAUCAGCAACAGCGCCUCUUUGUCCAUUGAUAAGCUUCCUCUGGCUGCAGAAGGAGUGUAUACCUGCCAGGCGCUGUAUGAUACCCCUGAUGGAGCCAAGUUGUAUUACUACUAUGUGUUUCUGCGUGUUCUAGUGCCAGUGACCAAACCUUACAUUGUGAUGAGUGACUCUUCGCCAGUGGAGGGCACGUCAAUGAUCAUGCGCUGUGGCCUGGAGAAUGGCACACGACCUAUUAAUUACAUUUGGGAACAGGAGAGUCGGGAAAGCAAGCUCACCACCAUGGCUGAAAUCUAUGAUGACAACCAGUUCAAUCUCACCGAUGUCAACCGCAAUCACACUGGAUGGUACAGAUGUCUUGCCAGCAACCAAGUCAACCAGCAGCGCAGUGACCGAGUCUGGCUUGACACCAUAUUUGGUCCAGAUCAGCCUCAGAUCGAUGUCACCCCUUACUCUGUGACGGAACGGGGUUAUUCUGCCCUGGAAAGAGAGACAGUUUCCCUUCUGUGUCAAGCUUCUUCUAAUCCCCCCAGUCAGUACGUCUGGUUCUACAACAACUCCCAGGUGUUCGCGGGUCCGCAGUUCACUAUCACCAAGAUCCUACGUAUGCACACGGGCCACUAUGCUUGCCUGGCUCAAAACACUUACCUCAACACCCGCUCCAGGAAAACCAUCACCCUCACCGUCUACUAUCCACCAGAUGGCGCUCCAACUUGCUUGAUUCUACCAACAAACAAUUACACUGACCUGGCCCUUCUCUGUACCUGGGAGGGUGGAAUCCCUGCAGCCGCUUUGAGAUGGACCCCGUAUGUGUUUGAAAAAGAGAGUGAGGGAUUCUCCAACAUCACAAAGAUUCAGAAAGGUCAAGAUACUGCGAACAACUCUGUGUUCAUCUGCCAAGGCUCACACGUUGCUUCAAAUGAAAUCAAGAGCUGCAGUGUAAAAACUUGGGCGCCCUAUGGGGAACCAAAGUGCUCAGCAUAUGCAACUCGAAACAAUGAGUACCUAAUGCUGUCCUGCUCCUGGGAAGGCGGGUUUCCUCGAGCCCUAGUUUGGUGGUCCUCCAGCACAGGAGACAUGCAAGGCACAUCUGAGGAGAAUGCUAACAUCCUGGUUCUGCGUUCAAGCGCUACCUACAGUGGCAAGGCCUUUGUAUGCCAUGCAAAACAUCCAUUGGUUAAGGAGAUCAAACAGUGCGUUUUAAAACUGGAGGCACCGGUCCUUGUAACUCAACGGAGCGUUAUGACGGUUUAUGAAGGCAAUGAUGUCCAGCUCAGCUGUGUUUUGAGUAGAAACUACCCUGUCACAGAGAUUUCCUGGUACAACAAUCAGAAACAGCAUGUGAAUGAUAUUCCUUUGAAGUACGUCUUGGAGCGGGCUGCUGCCUGGACCAACUUGACUGUGCGAGAAACAGACAGCGAGACAGACAGUGGCCAGUACUGGUGUUCAGCUACCAAUGCUGUGGGUGGGGCAGAGAUUCCCAUUAUGCUGAUGGUGAAAAGGUACCCAAUGCCCCCAGAUUUAAGCAUCACUAGGAUCAUGUACAACAGUCGUCACCGGACAGAUGUUGACCUAGACUGGCAGCUUCAGUCUGAAGGUGAUCUCACUGGGUUCUUUAUUGAACGGCAGAGGCUCCCUGAACCUGCGAAGAAAAGAAACACAGACGUUCCCUGGCAGAAACUGAUAGAUCUGGAUCCUGAGUCCCGAACCUACCAAAUAAACAAUCUGGAUCCCAAUGGAGCCUAUGCAUUUCGCAUUACUGCCAUCAACCACCGCACCAUUGGAAACCCUUCAGAUAUAAAGAGCCCAGCCGACCCUCCCUUCAAUGCCUACCCAGCUGUGAUCGGGGCAGCCAUUGGGGGCAUGAUCAUAGCCACAAUAAUCACUAUACUGCUCUUCAUGUAUGUGGUACGGAACCGCAACAAUAACCCACGGCUCCAUGACUUGAUAUUUGGAAGGCAAAAUAGCCAGUCUAGAGAGAACAUUAAUUUCCCUGAGGAUGAAGUUCCUGGCACAGCAGAGGGGGAGAGAGGUACAGAAGAGCCAGGCCCAUCAGCCACUCCAGCGGCAUCAAUGGCACUGCCAAGGCCAACAGCAACACCUACGAACCUUCCCCCAGGCAAAGAGCCAGUCAACGUAACUAUAACUGUCAUGGCCUCCAGCUAAAUACGAGGCUAAUAAUAUUCACGUUUCUAUCAUAAAUGUACUACAGGAGAAUACACUCUGAGGAUCAAGAACACAUUUUCAUCAUCAAUAGAAGAAAACUAUAAAAGAAAGAAAAAUCAUUUUGUGUUUUACAUUUUGUGAAUAUAAUUUUAUACUAAGAUCAGUUUAAGUGUUUACUAACAAGUGUCUACCAUUUAAGUAACAGCGUCUGAUUAACUACAAGCACAUUUUGUCAAUUUACAGCUGGAUUGCUGCUAUAUUUUUUGCUACACUGUUUAAGAAGGUAGUCAGCAAUCCUACAUACAAGCAAAAGGGAUUUUAUUUGCAUCAAAAUCAAAUGUGUUAAGGCAAACCGAUUGUUUAAGCUAGUGAUAAUUUGGUAUUUUUAAAGCAUUGUAAGCAAAAGGCACUAUUUUCUGAACUCAGUGUUUUAAUAAAACAAAAGCUGAACAGGA